CACUUUCUUCACUCCUUCCUUUCUCCAUCAAUCAUCCAAAUCAUCAUGUUUGCGAGGAAAAUAUCCCAUAUUCCUUUCGGUUUAGGAAAGCGAUGGAGCAGCAGUCAGCCCAUCGUGGCUGUCUUGUUCCAAGCAAUUGAUCCGCCCGUCAUCAAUGGAGUACGCAAACCGCGGAAACCAGGGGGUUAUCAAGACUCAGGCGCGGAUAUCGCCUACACUUUACAAAAUAAAAGCAUCGAAGUCGUCACCCCCAAAACUGCCCCUUCAGCAUCCAACCAUGAAGGAUGGUGCUUCCCCGACUCCGAAGAGGGCAUUUAUUCCGCCGUAAAGCAAGGCGCCACGCAUCUCUGGGCGAACACCAUCCUAUUCACCUCGCAUCCCCUUCAAACAGCACCAAGCUUGGACAGCUACGCCUCGACGCUUCGCGUAGUCGGCCAACCACCGAGUCUAGUCGAGAACUUUGACGAUAAGAUGUAUCUCAACGACCAGCUCCGCGCUCGGGGAGGUUUCACCCUACCACAGUCUUGGACGGUGAAAGCCGAUAACCUCGAUGUGCUGGAAUCAAUCACCACCUUCCCCGUGGUUGGGAAACCGGUUCGCGGUCGUGGUAGUCACGGCGUUAGAGUCUGUCACAGUCUGCGUGAGCUGAAAGAUCACGUUACAAGCCUACUUGAUGAAUCGCCGCUCGUUAUGAUCGAGGAGUUUCUAGCUGGCGAGGAGGCCACGAUUACCGUCAUGCCUCCUUCGCCUGAACGUCCCGACUAUUGGAGUCUUCCUCCGGUGACGAGGUUCAACCAUGCAGAUGGCAUUGCGCCGUAUAACGGGGCCGUUGCGGUGACGGCUAACUCGCGGGUUAUCACAAACGAUGAAAUGAAAGACCCUGCCUAUGGCGAAGUAAUGCGGCAAUGUGAGGGUGUCGCCAGACUCAUCAUGGCUACUGCUCCUAUCCGGAUCGACGUGCGACGAUUCAGGCCUGAAUCUGAGUUUGCGCUUUUUGAUAUUAAUAUGAAGCCAAAUAUUACCGGUCCUGGUCGAUCUGGUCGGGAGGAUCAGGCUAGUCUUACUGCUAUGGGUGCUGCUGCUAUAGGAUGGGACUAUCCGACGUUGUUGCAGAAGAUAUUGUAUAGUGCGUCGACGUUGGAGGCAUUCCGCAAAUACCAGAGUCCUUUCUAGAUUGUAUAACAUGAAUCCAUUCUAUCUGUUUGGUUUAUUUUGUCCAUAGUAAAGUAGGACGUACCGGAAGAAUGUAUUUGGAGGGCCUGUAUAUACAUUUGCCAUUCGUGUUACCCUUAGAUGCCAUCUAUACAG
This is a messenger RNA of Aspergillus wentii DTO 134E9, 1308 nucleotides long. RefSeq lists its product as uncharacterized. Gene Ontology annotation, molecular function: ATP binding; D-alanine-D-alanine ligase activity; metal ion binding. The transcript has 3 exons. The record is from RefSeq and is a predicted model, not a curated record. Lineage: Eukaryota; Fungi; Ascomycota; Eurotiomycetes; Eurotiales; Aspergillaceae. Gene Ontology annotation, biological process: peptidoglycan biosynthetic process. Bases 46 to 1173 code for a protein of 375 amino acids.